GGCACCUGACAUGGGCCCCUGUGGGCCCUUCAACCUGAGCCUUGUCAGCCAGGCGACCACGUGCGAUGCGCCCGGGGCUCCCAAUGCAUCAGCGGCGCCGCCUUCAGGCCGUCCCGGGGCGUCCCCAGCGCUGCCCAUCUUCUCCAUGACGCUGGGCGCUGUGUCCAACUUGCUGGCCUUGGCACUGCUGGCACAGGCAGCGGGCCGCCUGCGGCGUCGGCGUUCAGCCGCCAUCUUCCUGCUGUUCGUCGCCAGCCUGCUGGCCACCGACCUGGCGGGCCACGUAAUCCCGGGCGCGCUGGUGCUGCGCCUGUACACGGCCGGGCGGGCACCCACCGGCGGCGCCUGCCACUUCUUGGGAGGCUGCAUGGUCUUCUUCGGCCUGUGCCCACUGCUGCUGGGCUGCGGCAUGGCCGUGGAGCGCUGCGUGGGGGUCACGCGGCCGCUGCUGCACGCGGCUCGCGUCUCCACGGGCCGCGCGCGCCUUGCCCUUGCUGUGCUGGCUGCCGUGGCCUUGGCCGUGGCGCUGCUGCCGCUGGCGCGCGUGGGCAGCUACGAGCUGCAGUAUCCCGGCACCUGGUGCUUCAUCGGCCUGGGCCCGGCGGGCGGCUGGCGGCAGGCGCUGCUCGCCGGCCUCUUUGCGGGUCUCGGCCUGGCCGCGCUCUUGGCCGCGCUCGUGUGCAACACGCUCAGCGGCCUGGCCCUGCUGCGCGCCCGCUGGCGCCGCCGCCGCUCUCGACGGCGUUCUCCCGCCUCAGGCCCGGAUGGCCGGCGUGGCCGACGCCGCUGGGGAGCGCGCUCCGCGUCAGCCUCAUCGGCCUCGUCCCUCGCCUCCGCCGCCUCCUCCAGCUCCCCGGGUGGCGGCUCGACGCGCAGAGCCCGUGCUCACGACGUGGAGAUGGUGGGCCAGCUCGUGGGCAUCAUGAUGGUGUCAUGCAUCUGCUGGAGCCCGCUGCUGGUGUUGGUGGUGCUAGCCAUCGGGGGCUGGGGGCCCAGCUCUUUGCAGCGGCCGCUGUUUCUGGCUGUGCGUCUCGCCUCCUGGAACCAGAUCCUGGACCCCUGGGUGUACAUCCUGCUGCGCCAGGCCGUGCUGCGCCAGCUGCUUCGCCUCCUGCCCCCGAGAGCCAGCACUAAGGGGAGCCAAGUGGGGCUGGGCUUGACCAGGAGCACAUGGGAGAUCAGCUCGCUGCGCAGCUCCCGGCACAGUGGCCUUGGCCACUUCUAG
This is a messenger RNA of Elephantulus edwardii (Cape elephant shrew), 1225 nucleotides long. It is a transcript of the gene PTGER1, whose product is annotated as prostaglandin E receptor 1 (subtype EP1), 42kDa. The coding region runs from base 11 to 1225 and encodes 404 amino acids. Gene Ontology annotation, cellular component: plasma membrane. Gene Ontology annotation, molecular function: prostaglandin E receptor activity. NCBI's taxonomy places the organism in Eukaryota, Metazoa, Chordata, Mammalia, Macroscelidea, Macroscelididae. The transcript is spliced from 2 exons. Gene Ontology annotation, biological process: inflammatory response; adenylate cyclase-activating G protein-coupled receptor signaling pathway; positive regulation of cytosolic calcium ion concentration. The record is from RefSeq and is a predicted model, not a curated record.